UUAAGGCAAAAAAUAAUGACAAUAAAAAGAAGAGAGAAGAAGAAUCAGAUGAGUUUGAUCUAAAGCUUACGAUGGAAGCAGCAGCAGCUUCGUCGUUGAACAAUUCCGGUAGUGGAAGUUCUGAGCGCAGCGAAGAUAGAGGGAUAUUUGAGUACUUUGGUUGGGUUUAUCACUUAGGAGUCAAUUCCAUUGGCCUUGAGUACUGUCAUCUCCGAUACCUCUUCAUUAGGGGGAAAUAUGUUGCCAUGUACAAGCGUGAUCCUCACGAUAACCCUGCCAUUAAACCCAUUAGGCAGGGAGCUGUAGGGCCCGCACUUAUGGUGGAGGAGCUAGGUCGUCGAAAGGUCAACAGUGGGGAUCUUUAUGUUGUACGGUUUUACAAUCGAUUAGAUGAGGCCAAAAAGGGAGAAAUUGCUUGCGCUACAGCUGGGGAAGCCCGAGGAUGGAUAGAAGCAUUUGAUCAUGCCAAGCAACAGGCUGAGUAUGAGCUGUCAAGAGGAAGUAGUGCCAGAGACAGACUAAACAUGGAGGCCGAGAUCAAUCUUGAAGGACAUCGGCCUAGAGUGAGGCGGUAUGCCCAUGGAUUGAGGAAGCUUAUAAAAAUUGGCCAAGGCCCAGAGACACUGUUACGGCAAUCAUCAAGGUUUGCUUGUAGGCCAGAUGGGUUGGAAGGGGACAGUGGCGAUGCAGUUGAAGCACAUCAAUGGAAAUGUGUUCUUACUGUGGCUGGUAUUAGAAUUUUUGAGGAUGUUUCUCAUCACAAGAAUGGUAAUGUCCUUGCAAAGUCUGUUGGAGUUAUUGAUGCAACUGCAGAUACCGUUUUUGAAGUGCUUUUGAACCCUGACCCACAAAAAAGAAAUGAGUGGGAUAUGUUGAUGUGUGACUUGGAAAUGGUAGAUUCUUAUGAUGGACACUUCGAUGUUGUUUAUGGGACAUAUGAUCCUAAGUAUCUAUCGUGGUGGCAUUCAAAGCAAGAUUUUGUCUUCUCUAGGCGAUGGUUUCGUGGACAAGAUGGAACAUACACUAUCUUGCAAUUUCCAGCUCUACAUAAGAAAAAGCCUCAAAGAUCUGGAUAUCGACGUGCAAAAAUUAAUCCAUCUUCGUGGGAGAUUAGAAAUUUGAACACUCAUACGGCAUCAAAUAGCCCAAGAUGUCUUGUGACCCACACUUUAGAGAUACACUCUGCAUCCUGGCAUCGAUGGAGGAACAACCGAUGUUCAAUAUUUGAGAGGAGCAUUCCUUAUGCAUUAUUGUGCCAAGUUGCUGGUCUGAAGGAAUAUAUCGCAGCCAAUCCAGCACUCCACCGUGAAAAUGCCACCACAAUUGUUCAUCCCAAAAACUCUGAUGUUUCCAUUAGCAGCACUGAAUAUGAAGAUGAAGUGCAGGAUGAGUUUUAUGAUGCCGUUACUGCUGAAUCAUCAUCUUCAGAUGAAGAAAGUGGUGACGAUGAGAAACUUGAUCUGAAGGCGUCAAGAGUCAAACUAAAGAAUGUUUCAUGGGCCAUCACAACCUUAGCUUUGAAGCGAACUGCAGCUCCCGAUCUAAGCGAAGAAUUGGAUCCUCAUGUAAAUCCUGUCACAAUCCAUCCAAGUGACUUUUAUGGUUCUUUGGGAAAAGGAAAGGAUGACAAGGACACAAACUGUUGGACUUCUCCAAGUGGAAAAGGAUUUAUGAUUAGAGGAAAGACCUAUCUUAAAGAUAGUUCUAAGGUAGUCGGAGGAGAUCCUCUUCUCAGGCUUGUAGCAGUUGAUUGGUUUACAAUGGGUAAAUCUGUAGAUAAAAUAGCCCUGCACCCUAGAUGUCUAGUUCAGUCAGAAGCCGGGAAAAAGCUUCCAUUUAUCCUUGUCAUUAAUCUCCAGGUUCCUGCUAAACCAAACUACAGUCUGGUUCUAUAUUAUGCAGCUGACAGACCGAUAAACAAAGAUUCUCUAUUGGCUAAGUUUGUUGAUGGAAGUGAUGUGUUUAGGGACUCAAGAUUCAAACUUAUUCCAAGUAUAGUUGAGGGAUAUUGGAUGGUCAAGAGAGCUGUUGGAACGAAAGCUUGCCUGUUAGGAAAAGCUGUGACUUGUAAAUACUUUAGACAAGAUAAUUUUUUGGAGAUUGAUGUGGACAUUGGAUCAUCCUCUGUGGCUAGGAGUGUCAUUGGUUUUGUUCUGGGAUAUGUCACAAGCCUAGUCGUUGACCUUGCAAUUUUGAUUGAGGCAAAAGAAGAGUCGGAGCUGCCGGAGUACAUUCUUGGAACUGUCCGAUUAAACCGUUUAAAACUUGAAUCUGCUGUGCCAUUGGAGGUUUAAGGUGUUCUUCCAAAGCAGAGGAAGUAUAUUGGGCGUGAGAAGACCCUAAAUGGGUCAAAGAGCCCUUGUUAGAUUCUCAGAUAUUGUUCCCAAAAGAAGUUUCAAAAAUAUUUAGAAGUUGUUGCUUAAACAAAUUUAAUAAAACAAAGAGAUGAAUAGAACCUUGGAGCAAAAUUUAUAACAACAUGCAUUGAUUGUUAAACAACGAAAUUAUAAACGUUUGAGUUUUUCCAUUUUA
Molecule: messenger RNA, 2532 nt
Organism: Gastrolobium bilobum
Lineage: Eukaryota; Viridiplantae; Streptophyta; Magnoliopsida; Fabales; Fabaceae
Product: protein ENHANCED DISEASE RESISTANCE 2-like
Exons: 22
Coding region: 72-2294 (740 amino acids)
Molecular function (GO): lipid binding
Source: RefSeq, a predicted model, not a curated record